Molecule: messenger RNA, 2042 nt
Organism: Cornus florida
Lineage: Eukaryota; Viridiplantae; Streptophyta; Magnoliopsida; Cornales; Cornaceae
Product: pachytene checkpoint protein 2 homolog
Exons: 14
Coding region: 148-1518 (456 amino acids)
Biological process (GO): meiotic recombination checkpoint signaling; reciprocal meiotic recombination
Cellular component (GO): chromosome; nucleus
Molecular function (GO): ATP binding; ATP hydrolysis activity
Source: RefSeq, a predicted model, not a curated record
GGUCUACACAAAACCCAAUUUAUUCUUCCCGCUCAUUUCAAAGGAAAACCCCUUUGUCUAGGGUUUGGCAUUUCUUCUCCAUUCCGUCUGAUCCUCAGUGAUGCGUUCCAUAUUAGUGUAAUCCGAAACUCUCACAGAAUCAAGAAAAUGAGUGUUCCCAUGGAGAUCUCUCUGCAAAAUCCCAACGACGCCGACACCUCCGACCAAAACGGCGGCGUUCCUGAACCGGCAGUUCCUUCUCCUACACUGUCUGAAGACAAAGUUCUCGUUUCAGUUGAAGUUUGCUUAAAACCCUCCAGCACAGCUCGGUUAGAAGAUGUUCGAUUGGCGGUCGAGAGGAUGCUUGAAAAAAGGAGUUUAAGCUACAUUGAUGGUCCCAUUCUGGUGCCUAUAGAUGAUAUAUUUCUUGUAGAAAAUGUGCAAAGAAUCCACAUUUGUGAUUCGGAUAUAUGGGUGGAGAACCAUGAUAUCCUUCUGUUCUGGCAAGUCAAACCUAUUGUGCAUGUAUUUCAGCUCAGUGAGGAAGGACCAUGUGAGGACUUAAGCGGGGAAGCCCAACUUUCUAGCUUCAACGAAUGGAUUCUUCCAGCAAAAGAAUUUGAUGGCAUGUGGGAAAGCUUAAUUUAUGAAUCUGGCCUCAAACAAAGGUUGUUGCGGUAUGCGGCAAGUGCUUUGCUCUUUACUGAAAAGGGCGUUGAUCCUUUCCUUGUAUCAUGGAACCGCAUUAUUCUUCUGCAUGGACCUCCAGGGACAGGCAAGACAUCUUUAUGCAAAGCAUUGGCUCAAAAACUGUCAAUACAUUUUAACCACAGAUACCCACAGUGCCAAUUGAUUGAAGUUAAUGCGCAUUCUUUGUUCAGUAAAUGGUUUUCUGAAAGUGGCAAGUUGGUUGCAAAACUUUUUCAAAAAAUUCAAGAAAUGGUGGAGGAAGAAAACAAUCUGGUAUUUGUUUUGAUUGAUGAAGUUGAAAGCCUUGCUGCUGCAAGAAAAGCUGCUUUGUCUGGUUCUGAACCAUCAGAUUCUAUAAGGGUUGUGAAUGCACUAUUGACUCAUAUGGACAAAUUGAAAUCCUCACCAAAUGUGAUAAUUCUUACCACUUCCAAUAUAACUGCUGCUAUUGAUGUAGCUUUUGUCGAUCGAGCAGACAUCAAAGCAUAUGUUGGUCCACCAACUCUUCACGCACGUUAUGAAAUACUAAGGUCCUGCUUGCAGGAGCUUUUACGUACUGGAAUCUUGUCAAAACCCCAGGAUGGUGAUCACCUCGAACUUCCAAAUUAUGGUAGUUUGAAAGAGAAGUUGAAAAUGCAAGGAGUAGAAGGUUCUCAAACUCCACUACAUCUGCCUAAACAAUUACUUAAAGCUGCAGAGGCAUGUGAGGGUUUGAGUGGAAGAUCAUUGAGAAAGCUUCCGUUCUUGACUCACGCAGCUCUUGCCAACCCAAACAGUUGUGACCCAAACAAGUUUUUGAGCACAAUGGCAGAUAUAGCUAGAAGAGAACGUUCUGAACUACCAGACUAACGAAAAACGACCAAUUUCUUCAAUCAGAAGAUGCUUUUUCUGAUUUUAGGUGUUAAAAACUUUCAAAUCCAGCGGUUAUGAUCCAGAAAUUGAGUGAAUGGUCUUUAAGAAAGUAUCCACUCAGUGCCUGUAGCUCUUGAUAGUUUGUCACCAUACCAAGGUUUUGUGUACAGUGACCAAUACAGCUAAGAAGGGUGUUGUGGACUACAUUUGUAAUGUUUGAUUCUGUAAUGUUGAAGUUGGUGUUAUAUGAUAUGAUCUUUUAGAUUCACUGCAACUAUGAUGGUCCAUUUUAUUGCCUUUGUAGUUUGGGAAUGUGAAGUUGAUUCUCAUAGUAUUAUUCAUUGAAAGACCAAUUGCAUUACUAGGCUUUGUUUGAAGUUUUUUUUUUUUUUUUGUUUUUUUAACCUUUAUAUGAGUGGUGCUGCGAUAACAAUAUUUAUUUAUAGAAAUUUUCAUUUGAGUAAUGCUACCAAAACUCGGUAUUAAAUAAUAUUUUAUUACAAAUAUGAAGUUUCUCAAUU